CCAGUGUCGCCUGUUCCCUCACGUUUUAAAAACGUGCCAGCUUGCAGGUUACUGCUAAUGUGUGUGAAGUAAGUGCAGUGAGGUGAAGAAUAUUAACGCGCACGUGAACGUUGGAUCGUCUACUGGGUGGAGCGCAAUAGUAGCGAACCCAUUCGCGUCAAGAAACGCGCGUGUUUUGUGUCGUUUGCGUAUCACAAACCAGGAAGAACAAACCGGAUGAAGUAAUAUAAUCAACCGGAGCCGGGUUACGGGAGAAUAGCAUCACAUAAAACAAAAUCAUCGACACGGCACAAAAACUCCGCACGGGAAGUUCAACUCUUCGACAGACACAGCACACAUACAGAUAGAGCAAUCUCGUUCGAGCAAUCAGUCCAGAACAUUGGAGGAUGGAAAAACCGAAGGCAAACGACGCGACAUCGGCUGUUCCGGCAGGUUCUCCCUCGUCGAAAGGCGUUCACCGCUAUGCAGUUAAUACGGAGAAAAGUGGUGAAAUCAUCGUCACAGUGCAGGGCGAUCUUUCACAACAGGAAAAGCGAGCCGUCUUCCUUACCGUGCAUGAUCUCGGCACGAACCAUUCUUCGUUCGAAGAGUUCGUCAACAGUGCGUGCAUGAUUGAAAUCAAAGAACGGUCGUGCUUCAUCCACAUCGAUGUACCCGGGCAUGCGGAUAAUGCGCCCAAUUUGGCCGACUCGUUCCAGUUUCCUACGCUGCAGCUGUUGGGCGAAGAGUUGGUCACGGUGCUUGACUUCCUGCACGUGAAGUACGUGAUCGGUAUCGGUGAGGGUGCGGGUGCAAACGUACUGGCCCGUUUCGGACUCGCCCAUCCAUCCCGGUGCCUCGGGCUCAUACUGAUCAACGUAACCGGUUCGGCCGCGUCCGUACUGGACGUGUUCAAGACGAAGUUUAUCUCGUGGAAGGGUGACGAAGUUGGCCAAUCGGCCGAGGAUUUCCUGCUGUAUCACAAGUUUGGCUACCAACUGGUGGGUGACAAUCCGGACAAGGAGAAGAUUGUGUCCGAGUUCCAGAGCCGCCUGCACAGCUCGCUGAACAGCAAAAAUCUAAAGCAAUACGUCAAAGCAUUUAUGUCACGCAAAGAUUUACCUCUGAAGAACUGUAAGGUUGAUUUGCUGCUGAUCACUGGUAUUAUGAGCCCGUACGCUAGUGUCGUCGAGAAGCUGUACAAGGAUCUGAACAAGGAGAAGGUCACACUGCUCAAGGUGGAACGAGCUGGCGACGUGUUGGCCGAUGCUCCCGCCAAAGUGGCUCAGUCCAUUCUGCUGUUCUGCAAGGGCCAGGGUUUGCUAACCUCGGUGGCGAUGCCCGGUGUCGAUCGGAACCGUGCGUUCUCGACCAGCUCCGGCGGUUCAACCGAAGGAUCGACCGGUGCGAGACGUCUGUCCCGUGGCAUGUCCAUGGAGGACUACGAUAAGCCCAACAUUCGACGACUAAGCGUUACGAUCAACGAGCAGUUACCACCGAUCAAGAAAUAGAACGAGCUGAUACGGUCGAGUAACGCCGGUGCAGAAAUAGACGAAGAGGAGCCGGACGGAGCGGAAGACGAGUGAGGACGGACUUUGUCUUUUGCUACGGUUCACUAUUUCCUGUGGCCACUCGAUAGUGUUGCGUAAGUGGAGGCGUGAUCGCAAUAACACGCGGCAAACGAUAUCAGUUUCGCUAAAAAGUUCGAAUUUUCUACAACAAAACAAAACAAAACCACCAUUUUUAAACAAACAAACAACAAAAACUAGACAUAAAACAAUAUCUACUUCCCACAACAAGAAAAAACCUAACGUAGAGAAAGUAUAUGAAACCACCAAACGAUUAGCGCAUAAAACACAUACACUACUCCCUGGGAAAAUGUUUUUUAUCUAUAAAUGUAGACCACAAACAGUCAAAGGACCUUUGUAACCUCAGAACCAAAACAAAUCGUUAAAAACAACACUGUGGCUUGCUUUAUUGUAAUCGAAACAAAACAAAAUAUAAACAGUGCAUCGUAAACCCAAAACGCUCUCAUGGCACAAUUUCAACUGUAGUGAAAACAUAGCAAUAUCUUGUAAGGCUUUAUGUCGGGUUGAAGUCUUUGCGUGCAUAGCGUGCGCAUUGCCCGUAGCGCUAGUUUUCAGAAUCAUCCAGGCGAGCAAUUCACUUCUACGUGGCUACUGAUGCUGCUUCAAUUUGAUAGCGAUAUAUUCGUACGUAACGAUUUGUAUGAUUUCUAGAGCCUAUAUAUACACUCACACACUCGUAAACAAACUUACUAUACAGCAGAAGUAUAUAUACAACUAUUUAAAAAUGGGCCACUCUAGGGGCCACGUUUGAUCGUAGAAGAGAGAGAUAAAGAAAGAGAGAGCGGAAGUGAGAAAGAACGGAAGAGUGGAAGAGAAUGCAGUAACAGAGAAGAAAGGAAAAUGGUAUAAUAACUCGUAACAUAUAGUAAGUAGCGAACGGAACCAUCGUUGAAACGUUUCAUCUUCAUAACAUAAUAAGAAGGAUAAAAGGACAGAGAAGGAAGCGAAAAUCUACCAAAAAAAACAUUAAACUAUACACAAAAAUAUAUACAUGAAGCCUAUAUUUUGUCUCUUAUUUUUGUACCUUGAAUGAUACGAUGACUGUGGCAAUGCAAAAAAAGGAGAAAUCUACAGCACAUAACAAAGACAGCAAACGGAGCAAACACUCACGCAGCCGAAAGAAGAUAGAACGCAUAAAAGUCUUUCUAAGUAUUCCUUGAUGUCAUAAGAAAAUAAGCAACAAAACAAAUAAAAAACGAAGCCAAAUGGAAAGAAGGAGAAAAUGAAAACAUAGCAGACAAACAGAAAAGGGAGAGAGAGAGAGAGAGAGAGAGAGUAAAAAACAGUGAUUCAAAAGCCAACACAAAAUAACAAAAUAUGCCAACAGUGUUUGAUGCGUAAAAGUUUAGACAAAGGACGGAAAUAUUAACGAACAAACCACAAACAAACCGGUAGUAGCUCUAUUCGAAACAAAGUGCUGACGCUUGGUUGGGAAAGGUAGAAAAGAAUGCAAAAACAAAGAAAUUGCGCCGGGAACGCAAAUUUAUAGACAAACACUCGUAAAAAAAAUGAAUUCUCCCUUUUAGGAAAAACGGGCUGACGUUGACGUUAGACGUUCCUCGUAAAGAGAGCAGCGAACGAAGGGAAUACAGCUUCAUUUUACGAUCGUUCACGUUGCAAAGCGUGAUCGGGAGACAGUAACACUAGAGGAAGCACUAGCAACCAUGUGUUCUAUUGGAUCUAAGUUUAAAUGAUUCGGCUAAUGGUUUAAAAAUUGAAAACGAAAACAAAUUAUGUGUGACUAAAAAAAAGAGGUAAAAGCACCAGCUAAACAGCUAAAUUCAUACGCGGAGUUUGAUGCUGUUUGGCGAAGUUAUAUGUAGAUGAGGGAUGAUUCACAUCCAAGGAUGGAUAAAAAUCGAUGAAUACCAGCACCGAUCGUGUAACGAGGAUACAAUCCUCAAAAAAAAAAAACAAAAGCAAAAAUCCAUGUUCUGCUAAUUAAAACCAAUAAUCAUUGCAAACCAUAACA
Anopheles moucheti is the source of this 3540-nucleotide messenger RNA. RefSeq lists its product as uncharacterized. Gene Ontology annotation, cellular component: cytoplasm. Lineage: Eukaryota; Metazoa; Arthropoda; Insecta; Diptera; Culicidae. Bases 387 to 1490 code for a protein of 367 amino acids. The transcript has 9 exons. Gene Ontology annotation, biological process: signal transduction. The record is from RefSeq and is a predicted model, not a curated record.